AUGCCGAUCUCGAUAGAAUGUUACACACACUUACUACGACUACUGAAACACCAACAACUACAACCACUACGCCAGCAACAACAACCACUACGCCAACAACCACUACGACUACGCCAACAACAACCACCACUACGCCAACAACCACUACGACCACGCCAACAACCACUACGACCACGCCCACAACAACAACCACUACACCAACAACAACCACAACUACGCCUACAACAACUACGACCACGCCAACAACCACUACGACCACGCCAACAACAACCACCACUACGCCAACAACAACUACGACCACGCCAACAACCACUACGACUACGCCAACAACAACCACAACUACGCCAACAACAACUACGACCACGCCAACAACAACCACCACUACGCCAACAACAACUACGACUACGCCAACAACCACUACGACGCCAACAACCACUACGACCACGCCAACAACCACUACGACGCCAACAACCACUACGACCACGCCAACAACCACUACGACCACGCCAACAACAACCACCACUACGCCAACAACCACUACGACUACGCCAACAACCACUACGACCACGCCAACAACAACCACCACUACGCCCACAACAACCGCCACUACGCCAACAACCACUACGACCACGCCCACAACAACUACGACUACGCCAACAACAACAACCACAACGCCAACAACAACCACCACUACGCCAACAACCACCACCACGACGCCAACAACAACCACCACUACGCCAACAACCACCACGACCACGCCAACAACAACCACUACUACGCCAACAACCACCACCACUUCGCCCACAACAACCACCACUACGCCCACAACAACUACCACUACGCCAACAACACAACGACUACGCCAACAACCACCACAACGCCAACAACAACCCACACUACGCCAACAACAACCGAGACCACGCCAACAACAACCACGACCAUGCCAACAACAACCACAACCACUCCAACAACAACCACAACCACUCCAACAACCAACCACGCCACGCCAACAACCACCACGACCAUGCCAACAAAAACUACAACCACAACCACGUCAACAACAGCCCCCCACUACGCCAACAACCACCACGACCACGCCAACAACAACCACUACUACGCCAACAACCACCACCACUACGCCCACAACAACCACCACUACGCCCACAACAACUACCACUACGCCAACAACAACAACGACUACGCCAACAACCACCACAACGCCAACAACAACCACCACUACGCCAACAACAACCGAGACCACGCCAACAACAACCACGACCACGCCAACAACAACCACAACCACUCCAACAACAACCACAACCACUCCAACAACCACCACGACCACGCCAACAACCACCACGACCAUGCCAACAACAACUACAACCACAACCACGUCAACAACAGCCACCACUACGCCAACAACCACCACCACUACGCCAACAACAACCACUACUACGCCAACAACAACCACGACUACGCCAACUACAACUACAACCACAACCACGCCAACAACAACCACGACUACGCCAACUACAACCACAACCACUCCAACAACAACCACGGCUACGCCAACUACAACCACAACCACUCCAACAACAACCACGACUACGCCAAUUACAACUACAACCACAACCACGCCAACAACAACCACGACUACGCCAACUACAACCACAACCACUCCAACAACCGCCACAACCACACCAACUACAACCACGACCAUGUCAACAACAACCACGACUACGCCCACAACAACUACGAUUACGCCAACAACAACCACCACUACGCCAACUACAACCACAACCACUCCAACAACCACCACAACCACGCCAACUACAACCACGACCACACCAACUACAACCAAGACCACGUCAACAACAAUCACCACUACGCCAACAACAACCACGACUACGCCAACAACAACAACCACUACGCCAACAACAACCAUGA
Molecule: messenger RNA, 1947 nt
Organism: Mercenaria mercenaria
Lineage: Eukaryota; Metazoa; Mollusca; Bivalvia; Venerida; Veneridae
Product: probable basic-leucine zipper transcription factor R
Exons: 2
Coding region: 1-1947 (648 amino acids)
Source: RefSeq, a predicted model, not a curated record